UUCUUUACACGUAACGUAAACUUCGCUAUAUCUUAUUGUGUUGCGAAUGGAGACACGGCGCCAUUUAUGGGUCACAAUGCCUGGCUGCGCUGGUCGGCUGUCCAAGAGGUUGCAGCGGCUGAUCCUGACGACGGCAUCAAGAAGAUCUGGGCAGAAUGGACGGUAUCGGAGGACUUCGAGAUGUCCAUGCGCCUCUUGAUUGCAGGCUACAUUACCCGCUGGGCUACAUACUCCAAAAACGGCUACCUCGAAGGCGUCUCUCUCACGUGUCAAGACGAGCUCAACAGGUGGCAAAAGUAUGCUUUCGGUGUCUCUGAGCUCCUCUUUCACCCGCUCCACCAAUGGGUCUAUAAGGGUCCUAUCACCCCUCUGUGGCGAAGAUACAUAUGGGCGAAGCAGAUCCCACUCCACGCCAAGAUGGGUUGCUUCUCAUACAUCUUCUCAUACUACGCCAUUGCAUCUGCCUUCCCGCUUACCAUCGCUCUGACCCUCGCGCAAGCUUGGGCAGCUCCUGUGCUUGAUCAGGCCUUCUUGGAACCCUUUCAAGUUUGGGUCGCUGUCGUUGUCAUCUUCUGCGGUCUAGGUAACUUUGGCUAUAUGGCUGCCAAGUUCCGAGCCCGGACGCAGUCCUUCCAGCCUAUCCUCAAGGAUCACAUAAAGUGGGCGUUCUUCAUGAUCACGUUCUUUGGCGGCAUUUCCUAUCACGUCAUGACAGCUCUGUUCGCACACCUCGUGUGCUACAACAUGACUUGGGGAUCCACACUCAAAGACCUAGAAGACUCCAACUUCUUCAAAGAGAUUCCAGCAAUCCUCAAGCACAAUUGGCAGUUGCUCAUCCUCUGCUUCACCGUACUUGCUGGAACGGGCGUCAUAUUCAGCGACCUCCUCCCCAUUGCCUGGCAAGGACAUGGGGGCUGGUUUGUCUGGUGGACUCCUGUGCUCCUCUCCGGAGGCCAUAUCCUCUACCACUUCGUUCUCAAUCCCCAGCUUUUACGCUUUUCUUUCUGA
Messenger RNA from Microstroma glucosiphilum, 1008 nucleotides. RefSeq lists its product as hypothetical. The record is from RefSeq and is a predicted model, not a curated record. NCBI's taxonomy places the organism in Eukaryota, Fungi, Basidiomycota, Exobasidiomycetes, Microstromatales, Microstromataceae. The annotation marks the transcript as partial. The transcript has a single exon.